Messenger RNA from Tripterygium wilfordii, 593 nucleotides. RefSeq lists its product as uncharacterized. Lineage: Eukaryota; Viridiplantae; Streptophyta; Magnoliopsida; Celastrales; Celastraceae. The record is from RefSeq and is a predicted model, not a curated record. The coding region runs from base 98 to 322 and encodes 74 amino acids. The transcript has a single exon.
GGCGUUAAGAAACUGAACCAGAGAAAUCUUCCCUUCCCCAUAUAUAAUCUCCACCAAAAACCCAUUCUCUUGUCUAUCAAAAUCAUUUGUGUUUGAAAUGGGAGAGCAGAAGAACCAGAAGAAGAUGUCUUUCUUGAAGAGAAUAAGGAAGGAGUCAUGGAGGUGGAAGUUCUUGGGGCCUGCCUUCAAGUGGAAGAGGCUCAAUAAUAUCAGAGUUUCCUUCUUUGAUGAUGUUUUGUUCAAGAUAAUCUCUGUUCUUGAGGCUGUUGUUUUGGUGGCCACUGUUUCUUUCUUCUUUCUUUGUUGUGGCUGUCACUUUUGAGAUUUCUCUCUAAUUAGUGCAUAGACUUUGUAUUAGAUCUUCUCAGUUGAGGAUUAAUUUCUGAUUCCGGGGUUUCUGGCUUCAUUGUUUGAGCUCUGUUUCUGUUGAAGAAGAUUGUGGAACAGCGUAUAAGUUCCUGGGUGGGGAGACGGGGGAUCAGCUGUUCAGGCCUGUGUUUUCUUGCUGUAUAAAAGCUAAUGCUUGCUUAACUUUAUUUUUGCUUUUUCCUAUGAUUAUUAUGAAAUAUUAACAACUUUCUCCUUCAUUGUGA